AUGUACUAUUUAAAGGUAGUGUCAACAGGUCAGACACAAAUUCUGGGAAAGUCUUUUGAAAGGAAUGAUAAUGAAAAGUGCUUCUUAAGAAGUAAUGCUGCUGCUUUUCUGAAAUAUUGGUCUUCUGUUUUAGUGCGUAAAUUCACAGAGAAACAUGAAUGGAUAACAACAGAAAAUGGUAUUGGAACAGUGGGAAUCAGCAAUUUUGCACAGGAAGCAUUGGGAGAUGUCGUUUACUGUAGUCUACCUGAAGUUGGGACAAAACUGAACAAACAAGAUGAGUUUGGUGCUUUGGAAAGUGUGAAAGCUGCUAGUGAACUCUAUUCUCCUUUAUCAGGAGAAGUAACUGAAAUUAAUGAAGCUCUUGCAGAAAAUCCAGGACUUGUAAACAAAUCUUGUUAUGAAGAUGGUAAGCUUUUGCUAGAAAUUUCUCACAGUUAAUAUUUGAUCUAGAAUUUA
This is a messenger RNA of Mandrillus leucophaeus (drill), 459 nucleotides long. Its product is annotated as glycine cleavage system H protein, mitochondrial-like. Gene Ontology annotation, cellular component: cytoplasm; glycine cleavage complex; mitochondrion. The transcript is spliced from 3 exons. The record is from RefSeq and is a predicted model, not a curated record. Gene Ontology annotation, biological process: glycine decarboxylation via glycine cleavage system; protein lipoylation. Lineage: Eukaryota; Metazoa; Chordata; Mammalia; Primates; Cercopithecidae. The coding region runs from base 1 to 441 and encodes 146 amino acids.